This is a messenger RNA of Kalmanozyma brasiliensis GHG001, 807 nucleotides long. RefSeq names its product YjeF N-terminal domain protein. Gene Ontology annotation, molecular function: NAD(P)HX epimerase activity. NCBI's taxonomy places the organism in Eukaryota, Fungi, Basidiomycota, Ustilaginomycetes, Ustilaginales. The record is from RefSeq and is a predicted model, not a curated record. The transcript has a single exon. Bases 1 to 807 code for a protein of 268 amino acids. Gene Ontology annotation, cellular component: mitochondrion.
AUGUCGUCGUCGACCCCAACACAGCCAGCCGCCUCCCCGGCAGCAUCUUCGCCACUCCGUCUACGCUACAUCGAUGCAUCCACAGCGCAAAAGAUUGACGAGGAGCUCAUGUCGUCCUCGGGUGGCUUCUCGAUCGACCAACUCAUGGAGUUGGCCGGUCUCUCGUGCGCACAGGCCGUCUUCGAAUGCUACCCACCAACCCGCUAUCCCAACGUCCUCGUAGCGUGUGGACCAGGCAACCAGGGCGGUGACGGCCUCGUUGCUGCGCGACACCUCUAUCACUUUGGCUACGAGCCUCUCGUCUGGUACCCCAAGGAAGGAAAGACCGAGCUCUUCUCGCGGCUCAAGGUGCAACUCAAGAACCUCGGCGUCCACUUUGUGCCCCAGGACGACUUCCAAGACGCGCUCGAAGAGGCCGACGUGGUGCUCGACAGCAUCUUUGGCUUCUCGUUCCACGGCGAGGUGCGCGAACCUUUCAAGGGACCAUUGGAGAACCUCAAGUACGAAUCACGAAUCGAGUUUGAGGCGCGGAAGAAGAUGCCUCCCAUCGUAUCGGUGGACAUCCCAAGUUCGUGGGACGUCGAGAAGGGCAACGUGAGCAAGAGCUUCACGCCCAGCGUGCUCAUAAGUCUGUCGGCACCCAAGUUGGGAAGCCUGGGUUUCAGCGGGAGACACUUUUUGGGCGGAAGGUUCAUCAGUGAGGAGUUGGAGGACAAGUUUGAUCUCCAGCUGCCGGAUUACCCGGGCACGGAACAGGUGGUCGAGAUCACCGGCGCAAAGCCGUUGGAGAGCCAGCAGACCGCAUGA